Molecule: messenger RNA, 953 nt
Organism: Cololabis saira (Pacific saury)
Lineage: Eukaryota; Metazoa; Chordata; Actinopteri; Beloniformes; Belonidae
Exons: 3
Coding region: 129-467 (112 amino acids)
Source: RefSeq, a predicted model, not a curated record
GUCUCAUUAAAUUGCAUGACAAAGAGCAGAAUAGACUUACACUCACUCUCAAGACCUUUUUUUUUUUUUUUUUGACCGAAUGCCUUCAUCUCCUUUAACAUUUUCUCGGGUCUGAACAUAAAACUGCCAUGGUAUUUUACUAUCCCACAAAAGAGAGUCCUAUGAUGUGUUUAUGUACCGCUCUCUGGAUAUUUUGUUGCCAUCUUGCAAAAAAGCAGCGCAGAGAGGCAGCAGCUUUGCCCCACAGGCCCAGCAGAGCUCCUGCCGUGUACAUCAUCCCCAUCUACGAGGGGCAGGAGGACGAGCAGCACGUACAUGAAGCAUAUUUUCCACCUUCUUACAGAGAGUCUCCAGCACACUUCUCCAGGAUUGCCAGUCCACCUCCUCCAUAUAUGCCUGAACCCCCAUCCUACCCGGACCCACCGCCGUCAUAUGUGGACCCUCCACCUUAUUCGGAGCAGCCAUAGUCCUCCUCAUCUUCGUCAUCCUCCACUUUAAACACGCUGUUCCUUGAAAGAAGUGUAGUUUCUUUUACAUAGAAAAACAAAUGACACCGUCACAUUUUUGAGCCCGUCAACUGAUGCCUUGAGCUGAAGGUUCACUCUUGAGUGUAAAUGUACAGAAAAUGAAAACAGUGAAGGUAAACUCUGUGUGGAAUAUAAUAAUAUGAAAGAAAACAAAAUGUUAUAGGUUCUACAUCCUUUUGAGCCUUACAGGCUCCAGUUGCCUCAACAGUUAAAUCUUAAUGACCAGUGUGUUAUUUGGGACAUGUCAGUAUGCAUCUGAGAUUAAUCCACCACAAGUAGUGUGUGUAAAUCUUUAUGUGACUGAUUCUGCAUGUAUACAGUAUGUAUGUACAGAAUGUGUGUUUUGAUACAGAUAGUUUUAUUUUGAUUUACAAAAUACAAUAUACACAUUUAAAUGUGAGUGUAUUUCUCUGAAUAAAGUGAUUU